Molecule: messenger RNA, 2135 nt
Organism: Rhagoletis pomonella (apple maggot)
Lineage: Eukaryota; Metazoa; Arthropoda; Insecta; Diptera; Tephritidae
Product: glucose dehydrogenase [FAD, quinone]
Exons: 5
Coding region: 201-2063 (620 amino acids)
Molecular function (GO): ecdysone oxidase activity; flavin adenine dinucleotide binding
Source: RefSeq, a predicted model, not a curated record
UUGCACUUAUACUCGCAAAUAUACUUUUACCUUCGUGUUGAUUAGUGACAGAGGGGUUUGGACCAUUUAUGCAUAUGCAUCUCAAUCUUCCAAUGCGCCACACUGUGACUUAAUUUGAAAAAUAUGUAUUCCUAAGGUUAGUCGGAAAACAAACGCAGAAGUGUUUAGUAUCAUAAUCGGGACGUGUCUACAUUGUAAAAAUGGAAUAUUUAAGCACUGAAUGUGCUGCACGGUCCGCAGGACCUGCAAACACUCUAAUGACUUUGCUGCUACAAACAUUAAUAUCGCGAUAUUGUGGAUUAAGCGAUCAUGAUCGUUGGCCGCAGGAUUAUGGCGCACGCAUUGAAACAGAUGGUAUUGAUAACUACGACUUCAUUGUUGUUGGCUCGGGUUCGGCAGGUGCUGUUGUUGCUGGCAGACUUAGUGAAAACCCUAACUGGAAAGUUUUAUUGCUAGAGGCUGGCGGUGAUCCCCCCAUCGAAACAGAGUUUGUUGGAUGGCACAUCACUACGCAGUUCACCAACUGGGAUUGGCAGUACCAUGCCGAACCGAAUGGCAAAGCUUGCAUGGCUAUGGAGGGAGGCAAAUGUCAUUGGCCGCGUGGCAAGAUGUUGGGCGGUACUAAUGGCAUGAAUGCAAUGAUCUAUGCGCGCGGCACACGAGGCGACUUCGAUGACUGGCGUGAUCGUGGCAAUCCCACUUGGGGCUACGACGAUGUGUUGGAAUAUUUCCGCAAAGCGGAAGACUUACGUUCGACCAGCAAAGACUUCAAGGAGGGUGAUUUUGGCAAAGGCGGCCCUAUGGGCUUGAAUCGUUAUCUCUCGGACAACGAGUUUCGCACUACGAUACGCGAAGGUAUGGCUGAAAUGGGUUAUGGCAGUUCGCCGUCGUUUAGCGAAGGAUCUUGGGUGGGACAGAUAGAUAUUUUAGGCACACAAGACGGCGGUCGUCGUAUUACCACAGCACAUUCGCACUUACCUAAAGAAAGAAAGAAUUUGCAUGUUAUUCGACAUGCACAUGUCAAGCGCGUGAACUUCGAUGAGCAAAAUCGCGCAACCGGCGUUACGUUUGUGCUGAAGGGCAAAAAGGAAUAUGAGGUAGGCGCUAAGAAGGAAGUGGUGCUCGCCGCUGGAGCGAUUGGCACGCCACAAAUUUUAAUGCUGUCGGGUGUUGGCCCCAAAAAUCACUUAAAAAAGAUUGGCAUACCAGUCGUGUUGGAUCUGCCAGUUGGCGAGAAUCUGAAGGAUCAUGCCAGCUUGCCGGUUAUAUUCCAAAUCGAUAAAUCCACCGCACGCAAGCCCACCGAUGAGGAGCUCGUUGAUGCCAUGUACAACCUGCUGAUGGGUCGUUACAGCAAGCUGUUGCACCAUGAAGCCACAGCGCUGACGGGUUUCAUUAACACCACUUCGCUGCAUGGUCCAUACCCCGACAUUCAAACCACAAACUUCUUUAGUUUGAUGCAGAGCCCUGAGCUAAAGGGUUAUGUGGCUGCUACAGGCUUCAAUGAGCGCGUUGCCAAAUCCAUACUCUCAGCCAACGAGCACAGCAAUACAUACAUCACUUAUCUGCUGCACCUGAAACCCUUCUCCGUAGGUCAUUUGGAGCUAAGCAGCGCCAACUAUCUGGAUAAACCGAAAAUCUAUCCCAACUAUAUGUCCGAUGAACGUGAUGUAUAUACAUAUAUACGCGCGUUGAACAUUUACUCUAAACUCCCGGAAACAAAAGCGUUCAAAAAACGCGAAGCAGUUCUGCAUAAAAUCGAUCUGGAGGAAUGUAAUGCUUUGCCUUAUAGAUCGGACGACUACUGGCGAUGCUAUAUCAGUCACAUGACUACGACAGUGUACCAUCCAGUAGGUACAGCAAAAAUGGGUCCUUACGGUGACGCCACAGCUGUGGUGGACUGGCGACUUCGGGUACAUGGAGCGAAAAAUCUUCGUGUUAUUGAUGGUAGUAUUAUGCCCGACAUUGUGGGUGCGAAUACAAAUGCAGCCAUUAUUAUGAUUGGCGAGAAGGGUGCUGAUAUGAUUAAGGAAGACUGGGCUGAGAAGCACACCGAGUUGUAGGACAGUGAUAAUAUUAUGUGUGUAAAUAAAUGUUUUUUUGUAAAAAAUCGUUCACUCUGUAGUGGCAAUGAA